Messenger RNA from Lycium barbarum (goji berry), 1332 nucleotides. RefSeq lists its product as uncharacterized. The record is from RefSeq and is a predicted model, not a curated record. Lineage: Eukaryota; Viridiplantae; Streptophyta; Magnoliopsida; Solanales; Solanaceae. The transcript has 5 exons. The coding region runs from base 1 to 1332 and encodes 443 amino acids.
AUGUCUGAAUCCACUUCUCAUGAUGCUCCACCGGUAUCGUCCCCGGGGGCCAAGCCUGCGACUCCGGUUAAAUUCGAGCCCACAGUCUGGGAUAUCAUACCGGCUAAAUUCAACUUUAACAAGGACCUUGAGGUCGAGAAGCCUUCCUCCGUUUCAGACAGGGGAUUUGACCCAAUGGGUUUGCCUAAGGGCUCGGUAGCAACCAGAUCGGAGUCGGGGACUGCCCCUCCGGCAUCGGCGCCCGAAUUCGACACAGCGGGUUCCUCCCGUGUCCUCUCCGAAGCUGCAAAAAGAAAGCGACCCUCCAAAAAGAUGCAGACGCCGAAAAGGAAGAAGGCAAGGAGUGUUGCUCGCCCUUCGAGGGAAGAGACAGAGCCCGACAUCAUUGUUCGGAGAGUCGGAUCCGUUCCCACCGUGGCUUCAAUACUGGAGGAGGCGGUAUCCAUUCCGCCCCUUCCUUCCAUCGACGAGGGUCUCUUGAUUCCUGCUCCACGUUCAGGUGCGGAAGAAAUGCUUUCACCAGCUCUUCUUGGGUCGAUUGACUUUGUCGACAUUUCAGGUGAAACUUCUUCGGAAGACGCUCCCCUGCAAAGAAAGACGCCCGGGGAAGCGAUUGCCGUUGAAGCCGAUAAAGGGGUCGCCCCGGUACCGGAGAGCGAAGCCCCCACGGGCGCUCGCCCGUCCCCCGAGCACGAGCCUGCUACAAUUGUGGAGCCCUCGGCCUUUGCCGAAAAUAUUGAAGCUGCUCCAAGUUCAUCUACCCCGGUUCUGCGGAGUGUGGUGCUUGUUAAUGAAGCUUUCAUCCGUGCCCAACAUAAGAUAGACGAUCUUCGAGGCCACUUGGACGCCCAAGGCCGAGAAACGGAGAAAUAUCGGCAUCUCCUUCAGGAGAAGGAGGAAGAGUUAAAUCGGGCGGCCGUGUUGGCCAACCUUCGGCCUGAGCUCGAUGCGGCUAAGGACGAAAACCGUCGUUUGAAGAGUGAGUUGGCCGCUAUGACUGACUAUAACCGGAGCCUCGAGGCUGAAAAGAUCGGCCUUAGCCGGGAUAAAGCCCAAUUUUCUUCGAGGCUAGAUGAGUUGGAGACCACGGUUUCUCGACUCCGGGGGGAGCUGGACUCGGUGAAUGCUGAUGCAACAACCCUGACCGAGAGGAACCGGCGGCUCGAGUCCGAGGCCGCUUUGUCCGACGAACGCAUGAGGGUGUUCGAAGAGAAAGCAGAGGAGCGAUCUCGGGUGUGCCAAGGCCUAAGAACCGAGCUCGAGGAGGCGGCUAUCGCCAACAAUUCCCUUAAGGCUGAAUUGGAUGCAGCAACCGCUGUUGAUCUGUUCUAG